Messenger RNA from Corylus avellana, 4958 nucleotides. RefSeq names its product putative disease resistance RPP13-like protein 1. Gene Ontology annotation, molecular function: protein binding; ADP binding. The record is from RefSeq and is a predicted model, not a curated record. NCBI's taxonomy places the organism in Eukaryota, Viridiplantae, Streptophyta, Magnoliopsida, Fagales, Betulaceae.
CAUCAAACAGCCAGCUAGGGUCCCACAAACAACCCAUGUUCGUCAAAGCAAUUUGAUUUGUGUUGGAGUAAAACAAGUUUUGAGAGUACUACUCAAUCUCAUCAAGAAGAAACCCAAAUACUUUCUGCUUUGAGAGUGCUUGGCUACCCUUUGCAUCGUUUUUCCAGAUUCAUUUAAGAAAACAAUGGCAGAGGCCGUCCUUUCUGCGUCACUCGGAGUCCUGUUUGACCGUAUGGCGUCUCCUGAGUUGCUGGACUUUGCUCGCCGAGAGGGGCUUGAAGAAAAGCUGGACAAGUGGAGGAAAAUGCUGUCAAGAAUUGAGGCAGUGCUUGAUGAUGCGGAGGAGAAGAAGCAAGAUAAUGGCAGGGGCCGCAGGGCUGUGAAAGUCUGGUUGGAUGAUCUCAGAGACUUGGCUUACGAUGUGGAAGACAUACUCGAUGAGUUUGCCACCGAAGCUUUGCGACAGAAAUUGACUGCAGGAAAUCAGGCCACCACAAGUAUGGUACUGCAGAACCUCGUCCCUUCUUGUUUUACUGGUUUCAACAUGAAGCUGGAGUCGGAGAUAGAGGAGAUCACUGCUCGAUUCAACGAGAUGGUGAAGCUAAAAGAUGAUCUGAAAUUGAGUGAAAAUGUUGAGAGGAGAUCGUCCAGAACAAGUCAGACAGUGGCCCCAUCUUCUGUAGUGACCGAAGCUGAUGUUUAUGGCAGGGAAAAAGAUAAAGAGGCUCUACUUCAAUUUUUGGUGGGCGAAAAACGUAGUGAUGCUCAACUCUCUGUGCUUCCUAUACAUGGUAUGGGGGGUAUGGGUAAGACUACUCUUGCUCAGCUUGUGUACAAUGAUGAACAAGUGCAAAGCUUUUUUGAGCUCAAAGCAUGGACUUGUGUUUCUGAAGAUUUUGAUGCUGUUAGGGUGACCAAAACAGCUCUACAAUUUUUCUCCUCUGAAAAUUGUGAGGGUAAGGAUCUAAGUUGGUUGCAAGAGAAACUGAAGGCGAAUCUAAGAGGGAAGAAGUUCCUAGUGGUUUUGGAUGAUCUAUGGAAUGAGAACUACCAGGAUUGGACUCGUCUGCGUGCUCCUUUUGAAGCAGGGGCUCCGGGAAGUACGAUUCUCAUCACUACUCGCAAUCGUGGAGUUUCAUCAAAGGCGGGUACCAUUCCAACUUACCCUUUGAAUGAAUUGUCAAAUGAUAUUUGUUUGUCCAUAUUGGCCCAUCAUGCAUUGGCGACAAGAGACUUCAGUGCAUAUCUAAACCUGAAAGAUAUUGGUGAGGAAUUCGCUAGAAGGUGUAGGGGCUCUCCUCUGGCAGCGAAAGUACUCGGAGGCGUCUUACGCGGUAAAGUAGAUCGUGAUGAGUGGGAAGAUGUGUUGAAUAGCAAUUUAUGGGAUAUAACAGAAGUGAAAAAUGAAAUUGCACCGGCUCUUAUGUUAAGUUAUUACCAUCUCCCUUCACGUUUGAAGAGGUGCUUUGCGUAUUGUUCAAUACUCCCCAAGGACUACGAAUUUGAGGAGAAACAGUUGGUUCUACUAUGGAUGGCAGAAGGUUUAAUUAAGCCACCCGAAGGGAGAAAGCAAAUGGAAGAUUUUGGUAGGGAGGAUUUUCGUAAUCUAUUGUCGAGGUCAUUUUUCCAACGAUCGUUCAACGAUGAAUCAAGAUUUGUGAUGCAUGACCUCAUCAAUGAUUUGGCUCAACAUGUUGCAGGAGAUAUAUGCUUUAGAAGGGAAGACAAAGUUGGGGGUAAUAAUGAAGGGAAACCGUCUAGAAAGGCUCGGCAUUCAUCUUACUUGGCUGGUAAAUAUGAUGGCAUUAAAGAAUUUGAGGUCUUUAAUGAUCUCAUUUGUUUACGAACCUUCAUGCCUUUUAAGCUUUCAUCUGUAGAUUAUUACUUGAUUCGUAAGGUUCCUUUUGAAUUGUUGCCAAAAUUAAGACGCCUAAGGGUUCUCUCUUUGAAAGGAUACAACAUAUAUGAGCUACCAAAAUCAAUUGGUGAUCUGAAGCAUCUAAGGUUCCUCGACCUUUCUCACACUCAAAUAAGAAGCUUGCCUGAAACAGUAGGCACUCUUUACAAUUUACAGACAUUGAUAUUGGAGGAUUGUUCUUCUCUAAAGAAAUUGCCGUCAACGUUUGGAAACCUACUCAACUUGCGACAUCUCAACAUUCAAGGAGCACGUGAAUUGGAAGGAAUGCCUCCGCAAAUCAGUAAAUUAACUUGUCUCCAGACAUUGUCUCAUUUAAUUGUUGGAAAAGAUAGUUGUUCCGGGGUAAAAUUGUUAGGGCCUUUGUCGCAUCUUCGAGAUACACUUUGCAUAUCCAGAUUGGAAAAUGUGAUUAAUCCUGGGGAUGCAAGGGACGCCAGGCUAUUUGAAAAGAAAUCUCUCUCUGGGGUGUCAUUUGAAUGGAGUCGGAACAUGGAUGAGUCAAACGGCAGAGCACAUGAAUUAGAGGUACUUAACAUGCUAAAACCUCACGAGGGUUUGAAAGAGCUCACCAUCAGCAACUAUGGUGGUACAGAAUUUCCAAUGUGGUUAAGAGCUCCUUCAUUUUCUAAUAUGGUACUCUUGAAGAUUGAAAGUUGUUCAAAGUGCACAUCAUUGCCCGCGGUGGGCAAAUUACCAUCACUCAAAGAGGUUUUCAUUAUUGGAAUGGGCAGUGUGAAAAAUAUUGGUCGCGAGUUUUAUGGGGAAGAUUGCUCACAACCUUUUAGAUCCUUGGAAACUUUGCAUUUUCAUGAUAUGCAGGAGUGGGAGAAUUGGAGUCCUUGUGGAGAAUUCCCAAAAUUGCGUAAGCUUUCUAUUAGACGGUGUCCAAAACUGAUGGGUAAGUUGCCAAACAACCUUCCUUUAUUAGAAAAUAUUGUCAUAGAUAGAAGUAGGCAGUUGGUGGUUUCAAUUUCCAGCUUUCCAAAGCUUCGCAAUAUAGAAAUUGAGGGAUCCAAAGGUGUGGUGUGUGGAAAUAAGGUUGACUUCAAGUCACUAAGGUUCUCAUCUCUUUCAACAAUUUCCGAAUUCACAUGUCAAAUAGAAGAGUUCACUAUGGGAGGACUGACAAAUGUUGAAGAUUUAAUUAUUGAACAAUGUGAGGAGUUGACAAAUUUGCGGUUAAAUGACGUGGAAUUACUACAACAUCUCCCAUCCAAAUUGAGAAAAAUCGAGACUACAAGGUGCAAGGCAUUGGAAUCUUUACCCAAGGCAAUGAUGGACAACAGCAUGCAUCUUGAAGAGGUUUAUAUUUCAACGUGUAGUUCAUUGACUCACUUUGCAAUAGGGCAACUACCUCCAACUCUAAAGCAGCUAAAGAUAGAGUGCUGCGACAACAUGCAGAUUUUGGUGGAUGGGGAUGAUAUCAACAAAUUUUGGUGGUGCAGCAAAUCUCUUCUUGAGUACUUGGAAAUUAGGCGGUGUCCAUCCCUCAAAUCCUUAACGUCAAGUGGAGAAUUACCAGCAACACUUAAAUGCCUCAAAAUUCAUGAUUGUGAGAGGUUGGAGUCGAUAGCGAAGAGCUUCCAUGACAACUCGUCUCUUGAAGUCAUUGAGAUCUACUGUUGUAAUAACCUUAAAUCCUUACCCAUGGGCAUACACAAGCUCAGCCAUCUAGAUCAUUUUUUUAUUGACGGAUGUCCCAUUCUUGGUUACUUCCCAGACAACGGGCUGCUCCCUACCAACCUGAAAGCACUUACGAUUGAGGACUGUAGGAAAAUCCAAGCCCUGCCCAACUUCAUACAUAGCCUCACCUCUCUUCAAAAAUUGGAAAUACUAGAUUGUCCAAGAAUUUUAUCAUUUCCGGAAGUAGGUUUCCCCACCAACCUAACAUCACUUUCUAUUUAUGACACUUUUGAGGGGGAAUUGUCUAAGCUUACCUCUCUUAAAAAACUUGUAAUUCAUAGUGACUCUUCGCAUCUGGUGUCCUUUCCAGAGGUGGGGCUACCUGCCUCUUUAACGAGCCUCAACAUUCAAAGCUUCCCGGAUCUGGAAUGCAUCUCUUCCAAAUGCUUUCAAUUCCUCGCCUCUCUUGAAAAAUUGAGUAUCGAGUGUUGUGAAAAGCUCACGUCCUUUUGCCAGGAUGGCCUGCCUCCCUCACUCACGAGUCUUUCUAUCUCUACUUGCAGAGAGUUCACGUCCUUUCCAAAGGUUGGACUGCCUCCCUCACUCACGAGUCUUUAUAUCUAUAAUUGCAAAAAUUUCGCAUCCUUUCCAAAGGUUGGACUGCCUCCCUCACUCACGAGUCUUGAUAUCGAUAAUUGCGAAAAUCUCGCAUCCUUUCCAAAGGUUGGACUGCCUCCCUCACUCGCGAGUCUUUCUAUCGGUGAUUGCGAAAAUUUCACGUCGUUUCCAAAGUUUGGCAUUUCUCCCUCACUCACGUGUCUUUUUAUCGUCGACUGUGAAAAGCUCACGUCCUUUCCAGAGGAUGGACUGCCUCUCUCACUCCUGGAACUUCGUAUUCUGAGGUGUCCUCUGUUGAUAGAACGCUGCAAAGGACGAGAGUGGUUCAAGAUAGCUCACAUCCCUCAUGUUAUGAUUGAUACUGAAUUCUUCUACAAACUAGAAGAGGAGAGUCAGUGAAUCCAAGUUUCGUUUAUAUGCAAGUCGAGUUUCAAGAAAUAAAUCCAAAGGAUCACAGGUGUUUGUUAAAUUGUCCAAGCAACCACGUAGAGAGAGAGGAGGCCUCCGAAUAAUUAGGUUGUGGCAGGUUUAUUACAGACUUUACCAAGCACUGAGAAGUGAGACCCUCCAAAAAUAGAUGGUUUAAAAUGCUGGAGCUACCUGAAAUAUCCACCAUGUGGAAGAGUUGUUUGUUCUUUUGUUGCUAAUGUGUUGUUUUCUGUCUUUCCUAAAAUGAACAACUUGUGUUGUCCUGUAUAUUAGAGGUGUGCAACUUUAUUUUACAAUAUUGGUUUCCAAUUUUGGUUUGUUUUUCUAGUCAUUUUUCCCCCUCUUUGUAUUGUUUUCUCAGUAACCAAGA